Molecule: messenger RNA, 1058 nt
Organism: Dioscorea cayenensis subsp. rotundata (Guinea yam)
Lineage: Eukaryota; Viridiplantae; Streptophyta; Magnoliopsida; Dioscoreales; Dioscoreaceae
Product: B-cell receptor-associated protein 31
Exons: 2
Coding region: 213-878 (221 amino acids)
Biological process (GO): intracellular protein transport; endoplasmic reticulum to Golgi vesicle-mediated transport
Cellular component (GO): endoplasmic reticulum membrane; endoplasmic reticulum
Source: RefSeq, a predicted model, not a curated record
AGCAAAACAAAAGGGCAGUGGAACGUGUUGGCUAUUCCGGCCAUCGGAGCCGUGUCUCGAGAUCACAACUCGCGCUCCCUUGAAAUUUAUCUCCAUUUCCUCCAUACCAACUCUUCUUCUCGGCAAAUCAUCGAACACCUUGUGCUCCACUACGAGAUCCCUCUUCUCCGCUUCUCCUUUCCAUCUCUUCCAUCUUUUCCGAGAGUCCCAGGAUGAUUCAGCUCUUGUUCACGGUACUGGCGGCUGAGGUGGCGCUGGUUUUGGUGCUGCUCUUCAAGACGCCGCUCCGGAAGCUUGCGAUCAUGGCCUUGGACCGGCUCAAGCGGGGACGAGGCCCCGUCAUGGUGAAGACCGUGGCUGGUACCGUCGUCAUCGUGUUUGCAUCCAGCGUCUAUAGCAUGGCCAAGAUCCAGAACCGAUCUACCGAGAUCGGCUCCCUCACCCCCACCGAUCAAGUCCUUAUGAGCCGCCACCUCCUCGAGGCCUCUCUAAUGGGAUAUUCUCUUUUCCUUGUUCUUAUAAUUGACCGAUUACACCAUUACAUCAGAGAACUCCGGACAUCAAGAAAGACUAUGGAGGCUGCGAUGAAACAAAACCGAGCAUUAGAAGAAGCAAAGAAUGGAAGUUCAGAGGAUAUCAAAGCCAAGGAGAAAGAAGUAUCAGAUUUAACUGCAAAAAUCAAACAGUUAGAAAUGGACUCAGAGGAAAGAUUGAAAGAAGCAAAGGCGGCCGAAGCCAAUGCCUUUGCUCUUAAAAGACAGUCUGAGAGUUUCCUUCUCGAAUAUGACCGGAUGCUGGAAGAAAACCAGAACCUUCGGAACCAGUUGCAGUCAAUCGAUCUUAUGUUGUCACAUAGUGAUAACAAGAAGAACAGUUAAUACUCGAUUCCGAAAUGCACACCUCCAAUCUUCUACCUGUUCAGAUCAUCCUUCUUCAGUUUCAAAUAGAUGUAACUUUUUGAUUCUCAAAUUUUACUGUGGCAUAUCUUGCAAAACAUCAUAUGACUUAAUUGGUUAUCCUUUACAGGUAAAUAAUAGUGGCUUGUUAGAUAAUUCCAA